Messenger RNA from Penicillium nucicola, 1770 nucleotides. RefSeq names its product putative C6 transcription factor (AmyR). Lineage: Eukaryota; Fungi; Ascomycota; Eurotiomycetes; Eurotiales; Aspergillaceae. The record is from RefSeq and is a predicted model, not a curated record. The transcript has 3 exons. Gene Ontology annotation, biological process: DNA-templated transcription; regulation of DNA-templated transcription. Gene Ontology annotation, molecular function: zinc ion binding; DNA binding; DNA-binding transcription factor activity, RNA polymerase II-specific. The annotation marks the transcript as partial.
UCCUAUAGUUUCAACAUGGGCAACCCUAAACAAGCAUGCGACAACUGCCGUCGUCGCAAAAUCAAAUGUUCCCGCGAACUGCCCUGCGACAAAUGCCAACGGCUUCUACUAUCAUGUUCGUACAGUGAUGUUCUCCGUCGCAAAGGCCCGAAAUUCCGAACUCUCUACCCGCUGGCCGUCAACCCAGCCAAAGCCGUGUAUCCCGACCUCGACAUGCCGUACCGACUCGAAUCCCCCAUUUCCCCAUUUUCCCCCUUCAACAUUGCCGAAGCCCAAUUCCCCAACGACCUCUCCGAGGCCUUUUCCCAACUCCCUCCCGAACUCGUUUCCUCUCCCGGAUCAACGGAUUCCACCGCGGAAUCCGCAAAUGGAUACGCACUCCCCCACGCCCGGCGUCUCUCACCCCAGAUUCUGCUCGCGCAUGUCAAUGUCUAUCUGAAAUACCUAUUCCCCAUUAUGCCCGUCGUGCGCGGGGAACAGUUACGCCAAGAUAGCCACCAGCCAACGCGAUUAUCACGCAAGCGCUACGCAUUCCUGGCAUCUCUCUGCGCGGCAACGCAUAUCCAGCUGAAACUGGAUGGCGCGACGCCGGUGACGGACUCGGCUCGGGGGCAGAGCAUCGGGGAUGGGCAGUCGUUGAUGUCGGGGGAGGAACUGCUAGCGGAGGCUGUGCGGGCGCGGUGUGAAUGCGAUGUGGCCGAGGAGAUGAGUACGGAGGCAUUGUUGACUUGUUUCUUUUUGUUUGCGUCGUAUGGGAAUCUGGAUCGGCAGGCUCAUGCUUGGUGUUAUCUAUGUCAGGCUACUUCGAUGGUGUUUUCGCUGGGGUUGAAUCGUGAGUCGACGUUUGCGGAGCUGGGGAUGGAAGAGGCGGAGGAGAGGAGGCGCAUAUUUUGGUUGUUGUUUAUUACGGAGAGAGGGUAUGCUCUCCAACAAGCUAAGCCGGUGAUGUUGCGAAGCUCGAUUCACAAGCCGCAGGUUCUUGGCUCGGAGGAUCCCAUUCUGGCAUAUGGGUUUAUCAACUUGAUCAAUAUCUUUGAAAAACUCACUCCUGAUCUAUAUGACUGGCUGUCAGCGGGAGGUGGAGAAAGUAUUCUGGAGAGACCCCCGACAUCUGCAAUCCAGUCCGGUCUGUGCAAGAAUAUCUCGCUAGAUGGAGUGCUUGAGAUUCAGCAAGUGGAUAUCUUGAUCACGCAGCAAUGGCUGCAAGCGAUGAUGUGGAAAUUGUCUAUGAGCCACGCUACACAGCCUGGUUCCCACGAUGAUGCAGUACUACCAUUCCACCUCCCAGUGAUGGUAGGCAAAGCCGUGAUGGGGGUGAUUGGUGCUGCAUCGCAAGGUGCGGUGGAUGCUCAUGGCAUUGGAAUGGAACAAAAGCUGUUCGACAUGGGCUCCUCCGUUGCAGACGUCACAAGAUCCCUGGGUUCAAAGGCCGUCCGUCGCCUUGCUGAAUCAACUAUCGAUCCAAACGAAUUACUGUGGGGAAUACUGCACACGCUUUCCCAGAUUCGUGGCUCGCCUUCAUACCUCUUCCCGACAUUACUGGAGCGCUGCAAGACCGUGUUGGGGUUGGAUGGAACCAUCAACACGGGGAAUUUUCUGCCUAUCCUUGGUGCGGCAGUGCCGGAUCAGCUUGCAUCGUGGUCUGGUCAGCAUGUUUGGGAUUACUCUGCUGGUUCGGAGGAUAUCCGUGAGAUACCCGAGGCUGAUCACGACCAUGAAAAGGGGCUGGCUCCACAAGAUCUUGUGUUUCAGGCUGGUCUGAUGGGAUAG